Molecule: messenger RNA, 1731 nt
Organism: Dacryopinax primogenitus
Lineage: Eukaryota; Fungi; Basidiomycota; Dacrymycetes; Dacrymycetales; Dacrymycetaceae
Exons: 7
Coding region: 1-1731 (576 amino acids)
Biological process (GO): translational initiation; formation of translation preinitiation complex
Molecular function (GO): translation initiation factor activity
Source: RefSeq, a predicted model, not a curated record
AUGUUCAAGAAAUCACCAUCGGAACUCAAAACAUCAUCAGCGCUUCGCAACUCAGACAGGCGAAAACUUGCUGGUGACGUUGCUACUGCCUUCAAACUUGCCCCUGAAGAAUGUGAUCUGCUCGUACCUGACGGAUUACAAGCCAGAAAGUUCAAAUCGUCAGGUGGGGAACCUGGGACCAUAUACCAAUCUCCGGAUGGAGAGCCGCUCUGGUUUACAGUCGGCAAGCAAUCGACGACACUGGUCCCGACAGUUUAUACUCUGUGGAAGCGUCCGAAACUCGUGUCUAUACUGCAUACGCCCGCGUUUGUGGUGGAAAAGCUGUCUGAUGGUGCUGAUCUUAUGAUACCCGGGGUCUUGGAAACGGCGGAGCAGCUACCUGGUGUUUCCAAGGGCGAUCUUGUAGCCAUAUCGAUCAUUGGAUCAAAUGUUUCCUUGGCCAUUGGGACAAUGGCAGUACCUCCUUCGUCUCUAGGGAAAGGGAUGAAGGGAAAGGCCGCUCUGAUUCUUCAUAUCUAUGAAGAUUAUCUGUGGGAGAUGGGCAGCAAGAGUGGACCACCAGCUGCAUUGCCGUACCCAGAACCAUCUGAAGAUCUGGAUGAAACUACCUCUAAGCUCGCAGCGUUAUCAACGGAGGACGAAACGAAGGACGCGCUAGAUGAGAGAGUUCCGACGGAAAGUGUUGAGACCAGCCCAGAAGAAAGUGUCACAUUCGGUUCAAACAACGAAAUGACUACGCCAGCGGAGGUAGACACAAUACUUCGGACAGCAUUGGUGCAUGCUAUUGCGACAAGUUUGUCUAAAUUGCCAGCUUCGUCAUUCCCGAUAAUGGGGACCAACUUGUAUUCCGCCUACAUACUACCGUCUCGACCUUCCGAUACGCCUGCCGAUGCAGAUAUCAAGCACUCAUCGUACAAGAAGCUCACCAAGUUUCUGAAGACCGCUGAAAAGGAUGGUCUGAUCAAAACGAAGGAUGUAAAGGGGGAGACAUGGCUGACCUCGGUGAAUGCGACCUGUCCAGAUGUCCUCCAACACACAGGCUACAAGACUAUUGCCGAUGCCGAGAAGAAGGAUGCAAGUAAGAAGGAGCAAGAAAAGAGACAAGCAGCAAGGUCAAAGAAAGACGGGAUUGCUAUUACGGAGCUGUACAAACCACACGGGCCGUCUGUAGCAUUCUUCGACGUGAUGAGCAAGAACACGGAUGAUCUCUACAAUGGAGUGGAAGUCCGCACAGUUCUGUUGGAGUACGUGAAGGAACAUUCUUUGGUACACCCGCGAGAACAGGGCUUUGUUGUUCUUGAUAAAUUACUCCAAGAGGUCCUCCUGAACAAAGGAGAAGAGAUCGAGUUCAUGCGACGGGAAGAUGCUCUCGAGAGGCUCCGCUCAAAGAUGCAAGCAUGGCAUUCGAUUGCACUAAAGGAAGACGAAGCACCUGUGGUCAAGAAAGGACAGCUGGCACCGAUAUCGGUUGUUGCAAAGACACGGCAGGGUAGACGUGUUAUCAGCCUGGUUACGCGUUUCGAGUUGUACGGCAUUGAAGCGGACGAGCUUGCUGAAGCAUUGCGCAAGGCGUGUGCCUCUGCCACCUCAGUAACGCCCCUGCCGGGGAAGAACGCCGGCUCGGAAGUUCUUGUACAAGGGAAUCAGCUGAAGAUCGUCAGCGACUUGCUGAUGGAACGGGGUAUUCCGAAGAAGUGGAUUCAAUUAGAGGACACCACUGGCAAAAAAUGA